GCAGUAUUCCAGACUCCUCAUUGAUGCUUUGGAACGUGUGCGUCUGCCCAGCUCCCUCCGGACUUUGGAGCGGGUGAAUCUUCCAGAUGGCCUUCACCAUUUGGCCUUUGGCUUUCGAUUUAAUCAAGGCUUGGAACAUGUGACUCUUCCAAAUCGCUUGCAAAGCCUCACCUUUGGACACAACUUCAAUCAAGACCUUGGGCAUGUACGACUUCCACCUGCAUUGAAGACGCUGACCUUUGGACACGAUUUUGCUCAACCUCUGACGAACGUACACCUACCAAGCAGCCUGGAGAGUCUCAUCUUUGGCCACGAGUUCAAUCACAGCUUGGAGGCUGUGACUGGGCGCCCAACGACUGAGCAGGGUUGUUUCCGAACUGUCGCGUUCUAA
This is a messenger RNA of Durusdinium trenchii, 391 nucleotides long. NCBI's taxonomy places the organism in Eukaryota, Dinophyceae, Suessiales, Symbiodiniaceae. The record is from the annotation of a GenBank genome assembly.